This is a messenger RNA of Plodia interpunctella (Indianmeal moth), 2239 nucleotides long. RefSeq lists its product as uncharacterized. The coding region runs from base 42 to 1121 and encodes 359 amino acids. The transcript has 3 exons. Lineage: Eukaryota; Metazoa; Arthropoda; Insecta; Lepidoptera; Pyralidae. The record is from RefSeq and is a predicted model, not a curated record.
CGUUCCAACGAGUAUUUUUUGGUUUGUCAUAAGUGAUUAAUAUGGGUAAAAGAAAACGUAGUAAGGACCCUGAAGAAAUACGUAGAAAAAUCCGGCGUUUGGAACGUCGAUUAAACCAAUAUGACUACAGUGAUAGCGAGGAUUCGCGUCAUACAUCGGAUUAUUCAUUCUCAAUGAAGGAAAUGCGUUCCGCUGUAACUAUACCGAACGACCAGGAGUUGUAUGAGGAUGUAAACGGAUAUGAAUUUAGCCAGGAGCCUAUCACUCAGGUUCGCGAGGAAGAUGACGCUCCAAAAUUCGUUACACAGACUCCCGCCAAAGGUGAACCUGUAUUGCCAGUGGAUAUUUUGGAGGCCCUGGGGGUAUCCAAGGACAAAGUUGAAUCUUUUGCACCUAAAAUAAGAGAGGAGAUCUCUGAAAGGUGGGGUAGUAUAAUAAAGGAUGGACUUAGUAAGGAAUCCAUACAAAAAUUGAUGGAUAGCAUCCUAAUUCCGGAAAACUUUAAAUUACUUAAGGCCCCUCAACUAAACAUAGAAAUAUCUGGUGUUUUGUCUGAGUCAGCCAGAAACAGGGAUAAGAGACUUGAAAAAGCGCAAAACCACCUUGGUAAAGGGAUCGCAGCCAUAACAAAUCUGCUCUGUUCGUUAAUUGAAGGCGAAAUGGAUAAAGCUACGAUUAUUAAGAAACUUUCGGAAGCUGGUCAAUUAUUCCUAGACUUGCACUGUCAAAAUACAUAUUCAAGGCGAAAAUUAAUAUUUUUUAGCCUAGACAAAAAGUUUUCAGAAUUUAUACAAGGCGUAAAACGGGAUUCCUAUCUAUUCGGAGAAGAUCUAGGUGAAAGGAUUAAGGCAAAGAAGACCGCGGAAAAAUCUGGUAUUCAGGUGAAGAGGGUAUUCGAGCCGAGACCAUCCACAUCUAAUCACAAACCCGGAUCGUCACCUAGGCGUCAGGGAAACUGGCACGGCCCACCCCGGACACAGGCUCACAGAGGCAGGGGAGGUGGGCCCAGGAACCACGCCUCGUCCCAGUCCUCCAGACGCCCUCAAGCGACGAGGGAACCAUACAGCCAUACUUCGAGGAGGGACAAUGCCUCGAAAAACAAGACCACUCGCAAGAAUUAGUAAAGGGAUCCACACCCACUAUGGCGAACCCUUACCCUGGUGUCUUGCCGCUUAUCAGGGAAGCAUUUUCAAAACAAUCACUAACUCCAGAGACGGUCGAUUUGAUGAUUGCCUCCCUAUCUCAUAACUCGCUAAAGCAAUAUGAUUCGGCGUAUAAAAAAUUAUGGAAAUUUUGUCAAAAUUUCAAUAUCAAUGAUUGUUUAUCUAUCUCAAAUCCAAUGGCAUUGAAAUUUCUAACUGAUCAGUUUAAUUUAGGAGGUAAUUACUCUAGUAUAAACACUUUAAGAUCAUCACUUUCUCUUUUGUUAGGGAAAAGAUUUAGCACGGAUAUGAAUGUGAGCCGCUUGCUUAAGGGAAUUUAUAAAACUCGUCCAUGCUUUCCUAAGUACCAGAAUACUUGGGAUACCAAUAUUGUUCUCAAUUAUGUUGAAAAAUGGUAUCCAAAUGAGGAGCAAUCUCUCGUUAGCUUAACAAAGAAAUUGACAACUCUGCUUGCGUUGUCGACUGCACAACGAAUACAGACGCUGUCGUUAAUUUCCUUAUCGAAUAUUAAAAUUAGUGAGUCUAGUAUAGAGAUAGUUAUAGAUGAUUUGAUUAAAACAUCUGCCCCCGGGAGGUUACAACCUCGCCUUAUUAUUCCCUUUUUUCCUACCAAAAGAGAGAUAUGCCCUGCUACAACUCUAGUUGCAUAUAUUGAGAAAACAAGUAGUUUAAGAAACAGUAAUACAGACAAAUUAAUUUUAAUAACUAGGAGACCAUAUCAUAAUGCAACGUCAUCUACGAUCGGACGCUGGAUAAAGCAAACUUUGAAUGAGAGUGGUAUAGAUACCAAUACAUUUUCUGCGCAUAGUACCCGCCACGCAGCUACCUCGGCAGCUGAUCGUAGAGGUGUCUCCAUUGAAACCAUUAAGAAAGCCGCAGGCUGGUCGGGGAAUUCCCUAAUGUUUGCAAAAUUUUAUAACAGACCAGUCCUAGAUAACGACUCUGUUUUUGCAAAUGCAAUUUUUGAUUUUUGAUUUUUUUUUGCAAAGUAAUUAAAUUAAUUAUCAUUCCUUAAAAAUUAUAAUAAUUAGAUUAAAAUAAUAAGAUUAUAAUUAUCUUGAAUGGUUGGUUAUUAC